This is a messenger RNA of Colletotrichum fioriniae, 1239 nucleotides long. It is a transcript of the gene RNR2, whose product is annotated as Ribonucleotide-diphosphate reductase (RNR), small subunit. NCBI's taxonomy places the organism in Eukaryota, Fungi, Ascomycota, Sordariomycetes, Glomerellales, Glomerellaceae. Gene Ontology annotation, biological process: deoxyribonucleotide biosynthetic process. Gene Ontology annotation, molecular function: oxidoreductase activity. The record is from RefSeq and is a predicted model, not a curated record.
AUGUCUAUCGAAGUCACUCCGUCCAAGCAGGCCGCUGCUGCUCUCGACUCCUUCAAGAUGGAGUCUCCUGUCAAGAAGCUCAACUUCAACCCCGCCGACAAGGAGAACCAGCCCCUCACAUCCGACGUUACCACCGCAACCGAGAACACCGAAGUUCAGACAAAGCCCACACAAGAAGUUAUCAAGAACGAGAACAAGAUUGUCAUCGCUCCCGGCAUCAAGGAGCAGGAGAAGGAUGAGCCUCUCCUCCAGGAGAACGGCCAGCGCUUCGUCCUCUUCCCCAUCAAGUACCAUGAGAUCUGGCAAAUGUACAAGAAGGCCGAGGCUUCCUUCUGGACCGCUGAGGAAAUUGAUCUCUCCAAGGAUCUCCACGACUGGAACAACAAGAUCAAUGAUGAUGAGAAGUACUUCAUCUCUCACAUUCUUGCCUUCUUCGCCGCAUCGGACGGCAUAGUCAACGAGAACCUCGUUGAGCGUUUCUCCGGCGAGGUCCAGGUCCCCGAGGCUCGUUGCUUCUACGGCUUCCAGAUCAUGAUGGAGAACAUCCACUCUGAGACCUACUCCCUCCUCAUCGACACCUACAUCAAGGAGCCUGCGCAGCGCACGUACCUCUUCAACGCUAUUGACACCAUCCCUGCCAUUCGCAAGAAGGCUGACUGGGCCCUGAAGUGGAUCAGCGAUGAGAACUCCUCCUUCGCUCAGCGUCUGGUUGCUUUCGCCGCUGUCGAGGGUAUCUUCUUCAGCGGUGCCUUUGCCUCCAUCUUCUGGCUCAAGAAGCGUGGCCUCAUGCCCGGUCUGACCUUCUCCAACGAGCUUAUCUCCCGUGACGAGGGCCUGCACACCGACUUUGCCUGCCUCUUGUACUCUCACCUCAAGCACCGCCCCAACAAGCAGGUCAUUGAGGACAUCAUUGUCGAUGCCGUCAAGAUUGAGCAGGAGUUCCUCACUGAGGCUCUGCCCUGCGCUCUUCUCGGCAUGAACUCCAACUUGAUGAAGCAGUACAUUGAGUUCGUGGCUGAUCGCCUCCUGGUCGCCCUUGGCAACGACAAGGUGUACAAGUCUUCCAACCCCUUCGACUUCAUGGAGAACAUCUCCCUUGGUGGCAAGACCAACUUCUUCGAGAAGCGUGUAGCCGAUUACCAGAAGGCUGGUGUGCUCAACAGCACCAAGAAGGCACAAGAAGAGACCAAGGUUGAGGGAGAGAAUGGCGGAGACUUCGCUUUCGAUGAGGACUUCUAA